This is a messenger RNA of Wallemia ichthyophaga EXF-994, 2850 nucleotides long. RefSeq lists its product as uncharacterized. The record is from RefSeq and is a predicted model, not a curated record. Bases 1 to 2850 code for a protein of 949 amino acids. The transcript is spliced from 3 exons. Lineage: Eukaryota; Fungi; Basidiomycota; Wallemiomycetes; Wallemiales; Wallemiaceae.
AUGGGACGGAAGAAGAGUGGAAAUGAAUUGCCUGAACAGGUUACGCUGUUUGAUGAUAAGAAUUGCUUCAAGUUGCUAUUAGAGGAUACGGACUUAGAUGAUUGCUUACACAAGAUCAAUAAAAAGCUUGAAUUGAGGGGUUUAUUUGAUAUUUCACUCGUCCUCACUAGAAAUGGAAAAGAUAUUCAACAAAUUCGUAAUGAAGACGAUUUCAACGCGGCAAAGAAUAAUUCAAGGGGCUUUCAAAAGUUUAAAUGUAGAUUUGAGUUGAGUUUGAAACACCCUCAAACUCCAAUUCAAUCCACUUCAAACGCUGCGACGACGGCGACGACUGCAACAACAGCAAAGAAACAUCUAUCCACUAAUCCUUCCUUCUCCUUACUUUCCUCUGACCCCACUUCCCCUAUCACAAAGCAAGGAAGACGCAUCGCACAACCAAGAUCUGCAAUCAUGUCUAAAUCCACAGACUCACAUCCACCCAUUGAAGAUUACUUUGCUCUUUUUGUCAAGGAGACUAUUCAAGAGUACUUUUCCCUUCAAUCUCAUCAAAAUUCCUAUCAAAAUAACUUGAAAUCCAUCUCAGACAUUCCUCAACUCAGUGCUAUGCGCUCUACAAUUAUCUAUAACAGCGACGAUAGCGAUGAUAAAGGUAAGAGACAAGUCACCACUCCUUCUGACGUCGAUCAGUUACAAUCUUCACCUCCUAAGAUAUACUCUAACAGCCAGCCACCAACUCUAGAAGGCUUAAAUGAGCAAUCUGAUGAAGAAACUCAAACUGAUCAAGAUGCUUUCAAGCAAUUUGAUGCAGGUUACAGUUCUCCUAUUGAACAAUUUGAUCAGGACCAUGAAUCUCUACCUCCCUCCCAAAUUCCUCCAUCUGCUCAGCCACAUCCCUCAAACCAAGUUGAUGAUUCAAGUGAACAGCAAGAGCAGUAUGAAAAUUCUGAGAAGCAAUCUAACGAGGAUGAGGAUCACCCUGUAGAUAAGUCACAACAACCAACUGAAACACCACAUAAACAAGAAAAUUCUCAUCAAGAGCAUGGGAUGGAACAAGACACUAAACAAGAGUCCCAAACACAACCACAGUCACAACCACAGUCACAGCCACAGUCACAGCCACAGCCGUUACUACAACCACAGCAACAACAACAACAACCUCAACCAAAUUCAGAAGAAGUGGCAAGAGAAGAACCUUCUGAAAUACAGCUAUCCUUACCAUCCACUCAAACGACUAAGCCAACUUUCUCACAAUCACCGCAAUCAUCUCCCUUUAAACACCCAUCGUUACCACACGAGAGGCAAGUUCAAGACGAAGAGCUCGACCUAUCUAAGCUAUUCGGUAGCUCAACCCAAGUACCCAAACAACCUCGUCGCAGUAUCCAAGCAGUACUUGGUGACGAAAAGGACGAUGAAGCAACAGAAAAGUUGAUUGAUGGUGCAAAAGACGAUGACGAAGUAAUGACCGACUAUGAGAGUGAUGACACCCAAGACCGCGAAAGAGAGAAGACAAAGUUGAAUAAAUCAACAAAUGCAAAUAAACGUGGCUCGUCUGAAGAGAACAAUGACAAUUUUGACGAUAUCUAUCAAGAUGAAGAUGAAGGCCAAGGUGAAGGUGAAGUUAACGAGGAUAAUCAACGGGAGCAGCAACAAGAGAUGACAAGAAAUGCACCUCCGGUUGUACACUCUACAUCUAAUCUCGAACCAGUUCCAGCAGGAUCUCCAACUGCGUCUGAGAGAGCCGUCUCUGCACAGGUAAAUUCAUCUAUGACUGCCAAUCAGAGUUUUGGUGGUGAUUUAAAUAUGCUUCAAGGUGCCAGAGGUGGAAGGAGAAGCGAUGUGUCGAUGGCUCAGCUUGGAACACAGCCUGAGGGAACUUUCCUUGGAGAUGAAGUGCAUAAUACUAAUGCUGCUACGCGGAAUGAGAUGCAGGCUGAACGGAGUGAAGCUCACACCGAGCCUCACCCACCUACUCAUACAGAAUCACCACAGAAGAGUCCAAAAAAGGAGAAUACAAAGGUGCAUGAAGGGGAGCGAGAAAAGGAGAAUGUAGAAGAAUCGCCACAGUCACAUCAACAAUCACAGACACAGGAUUAUACACAAAUUCAAGCUGCGAGUGAUAAUUUUAUGAAUGCCCCCAUGCAGGCACCCGAGCAAUCUCAGGAUACGGUUAUACCCGACAGUCAGCCAGCAACACAAGAGGAGAAUCGACCAUCGCUCAAAAGAACGCGUGAGGAGAAUACAUCCGACGAGGACGCCGAAGCCCAUGAACAAAAGACAAAGCGACAACGCAUGGAAACUAAGAAUAACGGUAUACAAAUCCCAAGUAAUAAUCGCCCGCGUCAUUCAGAAGGAGGCAUCAUAGAACCACCGCGCAAAAUAGCAAUGCCACCACGUCUGUCGAUAAACUUUGAUGAUCUUGUGAAAAAGUCAUCGAAGAAGCCUCAAUCAGGUGGUAGAUCGAGUAGCUCAUUCCUGCCACUCUCGGAGAUUGUCAAGGAUAAGACGAGGUAUGCGAUAGAAUCACCAAUGGCCUCUCCGAGAGCAUCGCCUGCUUUAGAGGGACGACCUCGACCAACAGUACAACGCGUUAGAACAUCAGACCCCGACGAACCGUCGUCGUCAUCGAGCGAGAGUGAAAAGUCAGAAAGCUCUGAUGAGGAGGAAGCCAAGAAACCACGUCGUAGGAGUGUAAUGCCAGCGCCAGUGAGUAAGAUAGCGAGGAUGAAUGAAUCUGUUAGGAGGGCGAGCGGGAGUGCCAUACCGGCUGAGAGAAGAGCCGGGGCUAGCAACGUUGCGCCUACUCGCGUAACCAGAUCCAAAGUAAAAGCAGGAGGUUUAGCAGAUAUGUGA